GGGACGUACGACGUUCUGCGGAAGAACUGCAAUUCCUUCACGGACGCGGCGCUCUUCCUGCUCACCGGCGAGAGGCUGCCUGCGCACUACAGCCGAGGCGAGAGGAUCCUGCUGGCGACGGAGCCCAUCUCGAUGAGAAUCGUGCCCCACCUGAUGGCCGCUAGGAGCCUCCUGAUGGGUAACAAUGCCAACGCUGCUGAGGCGGUCUCGAUGUACGAUUGCAACCCUUCUGCCGUAGGCUUCUCGGUGGACCGGGUCAUCAGCUCGUGCCUCUGCGAGCUGCGCCAGAGCCGCGCUUUGUCGGGAAGACGCUCCUCUGUAAACCAGCAGGACCCCUUCGACGCGCAGCGGAGCCGGAGCGCGCAGAAGCGCCGGGAGCGCAGCUCGUGCGCGCUGUGCCCGUGA
Messenger RNA from Prorocentrum cordatum, 405 nucleotides. The record is from the annotation of a GenBank genome assembly. NCBI's taxonomy places the organism in Eukaryota, Dinophyceae, Prorocentrales, Prorocentraceae.